UCCUACUCCAGUUACGGUCACUCUGCCCUGCCGAUUGCAAAUUUGAGUUGUUGCCUGCACUUUUUAUUUUUUUUUAUUUCCAACGCAUGCUGUGAUUGCGGUUCGGCCGGUGACCUUUGUGGAAAGUUCCCGGAGUAUCUGGGGGAUUCACCCAUAAACCGCUAGUAAUGGAUGAGCAAAAAGCACAAACAGAUCCGCUUAACGGCGCGGCCGACGCCGGUCACAAAAUGGCGUCGGCGAAUCCCGAUGCUGCAACCUCGGCAACGCACGAGCUGAAAAUCAUGGACGUGGAGGGAGCGGUGGUGACGGAACCUCCUGUGGAACCAAUGGUUAUCCUGGUGGACGACGACGAGCAGGGCGAUGAGAUGGUGCAGGAGGAGCACGAGGAUGCGGACCUCUUAGAUAUCAACAUGGACGAGGGCAGUACUCCCCUGGUGGCUGAGCUGCAGUCGGCGCUGAGCAAUCUUGACGAAAAGCCUUCCGGAGAGGAUCCGCUGCUGGGCGACCCUGACCGGGAUAUGGAUACCCUUUCUGCCAAGACGGAACCAAGCAGCGAUGCAGAGAGCAACCCCUCAUACCACGAUCCAAUGGGCCUGCUGGAGCGCCUCGAAACGCAGGAGGCCGAUAGCCAAGAUGAGGACGAAGACUAUAGCAUCGACGAUUGCAGCAGCAGCGCAAAUGGCGGUAUCACCCGCAGAAAGAUGCCGCGCGCCAAGCGCUGGCUGAUUUGGAUGAAGCGCUGGCCCUGGAUGCUGCAUGAGGACUCGGACGGCACCUACGCCUUCUGCCUGUACUGCAACAUGAGCAUUAACGUGAAUAACCGCGCCAAGCACAUUCAGCAGCACAACAUGUCGCUGUAUCAUCAGGAGCGCGAGAACAACUACUUGGCCUUCAAAAAGAGUGAGGAGCAGACUAGGGGAGCGACCAGUGACAACGAGGUAAAGCACGAAUUCGGCACCAAGAGCUACGUGGCCGCCAUGAAAAAGAAGCGGAUUAGCGAGAUCGAAGCCUUUAACAACUUCAACUGGCUGCGGUGGCUCCGCUGGCAUCCUUGGCUGGAGCGUUCCCAGGCGCAGGGUACCAUCGGCUUGUGCCGCGUCUGCAACAUCAAAAUGAAUGUUGAGUUUGUCUAUCUGCGCAAGCGCCACGAGACUACAAAGGGUCAUCAGGAAGCGCUACGCCAGCAGGAUUCGGAUAAGCCAAGCCGCAAGCGAAAGCGUAGCAAGAGCACCAGCGGUCCCUCCUUGGUUGAUGAGGAGGCGGACCAAGAGACGGAGCCACAGCAGGAAGAAGAGCCAGAAGCAGAGGACACCACCGUGGUGACUAUCAACGGUCACUUGAGUAACAAUGAGGACCCUGGCCAGUGGUUCGAGCUAAUUCCGGACACCAGUCCACAGCAGUGCCGCUGCACGCUGUGCAAUUGCCCAAUGGCAAUCACUAGCUUCAUGCGACACUGCAAGACCCAUGCGCACUGCCAGAAGCUAACGGACCCGGCUCGGAGACGAUCUACAACAGAACGGGGCAUUUGGGCCGUGUAUGCUGACCUGCAUCCCUGGAUGAUUGCCGACCCAGAAGAGCCAAACCUGGCCUAUUGCAAGGUCUGCCAGAAGCGGUUUAUGUACGGAAAUUCGGAGAUCAAGCGAAAGAACCACGAGAAAUCCGAGAAGCACACGUUGGCUCUUGCUGCCGCCAAGGUAGCCGGCGAAGCUGGCAUUGCUGAUGGAGAACGGAAGGAGGACGGCAGCGAUGAGGAGGAGGAGGAGGAGCAGGCGGAGGCGGAGGCCAGUGAGCCCUCGCAGUCUGAGGCCCGAUCGGGAAGCGAGGGUAGCGAAGAAGACGACGAUAAUUGGUCCGACAAGCAGAAGGGCAACAAGGGCCUAGCAGCGAAAUCUGUUGCGGAGCCAAGGAGAGCCAAGGUUCGUGCCGGGAAGCGUUUCUAUCCGUGGCUAUGUUUUACCAAGGACCGGAAAACCCAGUUAUGCAAGUAUUGCCGAGUGCGUUUCCAUAGCGAAUCGGCGAAGGCGCGGCACGAUUUCAGCGCCCGGCAUCAAAAGCUUAUGAAUCAGUUUAAGGCGCGCCAGGCGAAGUUGCCGCAAAACAAAGCCGCUGAAGAGGAGGACGAAGUGGACGAGGACGGACAGAGCAACUCGGACUCGGGCACGGUGGAUAACAAAAAGCGAGACACCCGGCCCAUUGAUAAACUAUUUGUAAAGCCCAUUCCCGCCACCAUGAAGGGCAAGGUGAUGGUGUGGAAAUCCCGGUUUCCCUGGCUGACCUACAAAAAAAACGAGAUGCGCGUCAACUACGCUUGGUGCAAGCUCUGCGAUGUGUCCAUCUUCCUGCCCAGCUCCAAGUGGGCCGCGAAGCACCAGCGCACCUCGCGGCACAUUCGCCUGCGCAACGAACGGAAGCGCAAUGGCGGUCAGCCCCCGCGGUCGACAGAGAGCAUCUCCGCCGCCGUGGCCACUGCCGCCGCUUUGGCCAGUGGCGAGGCCAGGCAGAAGGCUGCUAUGGCCGAGCUGCAGUCCAAAUAUGACUGGCUGGAGCCGGAUGCCAAUGAUGAGAACCACUGCCAUUGCCGCGUUUGCGAUACGCGGCUGCCGAUCAAGGUGUUCUUCCUGCGCCAGCACGAUGCCUCGCGCAAGCAUGCCGAUGGACUGGAACGACAGAGGAGUAACAACGCCAAGGAUGCUGCGCCAUCGGUCAGCACCCAUUCAGAAGCCACCGCGGAUGCGGAAGUACAGGAAUCGGGGCUGGAGGUGGACAAGGAUAGCGACGCCGACAUGAGCGUGAGAUCUGACGGCAGCACGGCAGAGCCGCCGGCAAAGCGAUCCCGCCGCUCAAUGGAAGUUCGCCGCAUCCUUCGCGCCCUGCGCGAUUCCAUGGGCAAGCGGCUCGAGGAGCGCAGUCAGCUAGACAUGGCCAAGGACAUGAUCUGCUCCUCAUUUGAUAUUGUCACCCGGCUGCGAACGAUGGAGCGAGAGGGGGCCAUGGGACAUGGGAACUGCACGGCGCAGGCGCCGGAACCGGCAAGAGCGACCCUCCCGAAUACCCAGCCAUCGGAGCCCCGGCACGUAAUGGAUCUCUUCUUCGACAGCAUUGCGCCGACCAUGAAAUCUCUGCCAGCGGACUUGGCUGCUGAGGGCAAAGCCAAGAUUAUGCAGCUGGUUUGUGGCUUAGAGGUUCGAGCCAUGCACAGGAAUUCGGCAAAGGCAGCUUCUCCUGUUUCUAGCCCCCCUUCAUCUACUCCUGCUACUGCUGCUGCUGAAUCUGCAUCUGCAGCGGCUUCAGUUCAAGCCACCGCUGCUGAUAUCGAUUUCCAUUCCAAUGUCAUUACAAUUAACGACGACGACCAGGUCAUGCAGAACAACAACAAUGACGUGGACUCAACUCCGAAUAAGUCUGCCAGCGGAGCACCCACCGCAUCCCUGACCAUCAACGGCAGUCCCAAGGACCUGCCAGUGAAUAUUCGUCGUAUAUUAAGCUCUUCGCAACUGCAGGUAACAAACCGCAACGAUCCGGACUCCGUGCGAUGUGUGCCGCUGGACAAGUUAACCACUCAGAGUCCGAUUAGCGUGAAUGGAAAUGGACGACAUUCCCAGGGUGGCUCCCUGGAGGCACCGCCCACGCCUGGAUCCGAAGUUAAAAAUGGCAAUACCCUGGCCAUGCUCCGGCAAAUACGGGUGAACAACAACAAUAGCUCUAAGAUGAUCACUAUUUCCAAGGCACCCAUGCAGUCGCCGCAGCAGCAGAAUUCUGGAAGCAUGUCCUCGCCAAUGGUGCGUGGUGCUCCCAAUAGCAUAGCUUCCUUUCGGCCCAUGCUGAAUCACAACCGUAGACCAUAGGCCUCCUAAGAAAAUAAUCGCUAUUCCAUAGCCUUAGAUUUAGUCAUUGUCAUUAUUUAAUUCGCUUUGAAUCGGACACUAUUUUAUGCAUACGUUAAAGAUGAAUGCUUGCGAGUACGAAACCUAUUUAAUAUUUAUAUAUUUACAUAUAUUAUGCGUCACUCGACGACAAAAAAAAGAAUAACAAAUUGGAACUCUUUUUUUUUUUUAUUUCCCAAAAUCAAUCUGAAACUGUGCCCAGUAAAUCGCCCCUAUAGUUUUCUUAUAAGCACAUCAAAAACAUGAUAAACUUGUGUUUUGCCAAGUUGUAAUUAUUAUUAAAACUGUACGUCUAUAUGAUA
Drosophila kikkawai is the source of this 4186-nucleotide messenger RNA. RefSeq names its product Suppressor of variegation 3-7 (gene Su(var)3-7). Gene Ontology annotation, molecular function: DNA binding. The record is from RefSeq and is a predicted model, not a curated record. Gene Ontology annotation, cellular component: cytoplasm. Lineage: Eukaryota; Metazoa; Arthropoda; Insecta; Diptera; Drosophilidae.